AUGUCUGCGAAACCAGAAGACAUCGACCUCGAACUCGGCGACGAACCAUACGACUCCGCCGAAGAUGAAGAUUUCGAACUAGACGCAGCGCAUGGCGAAGAAUCCGAAUUAUCCUCAGACUCUGAACCCGAACCUGAUGUAGCUCAACAGCCAGCGAAUAAGAAACGCAAGACAGCGCCGAAGGGGAAGAGAGCGACGGCGGCGGAGCAUGGGCAUAAGGAGGAGUUGGAUUCAGGCGACGAAGCGACCAUUCAAAAGGCCAAGGAUAGGAAGCAGAGGAAACAGAAGGGACAACAGGCUAAUGGAAAAGGUAGUGACGAGGAUGAGGAUGAGGAGGAGGAUGUUGAUUUCGAUGAUGAUGAGGAGGGCGGUACUGGGGGGUUUGUCCGUACAAGGGCCAUGAAGAUGCGGACACAAGAAGAACGAAAACCACUUGCGAAGAUUGACGGCGCGACGGUUGACGUGAACGCACUAUGGGAGAAAAUGAACGCCACCGAUUCCGGUACCGUCGCGCUUCCCACACAUACCGAGAAGAUUGACGAUACCCCAGUGCAGGAAGAGAAGAAAGAUGAAGCUCCCAAGAAAACGCCUGCAGAAACAAAAGAACCACAGCAACCACCCAAGUACCCAGAAGAAAUGGUCAAAAUCAAGCGCACCUACAAAUUCGCUGGCGAAAUGAUCACAGAAGAGAAAAUUGUUCCCAAAGACUCUGCCGAAGCAAAGAUCUUCCUCGCCCAAGGCGAGAACGUUGACGCCGUAACCACAGCCGACGUCGAAGCUGCCGCUAACGCCAAAGCCGCCCUCAAGCUCCGCCGACCGCUCCGCAAGGUUUCGCGAUUCGAUCCCAACCCGACCGGUGCUAUCAAGAAGAGCUGGGAGAAGCACCCGGUUGCAGAUGUGACAGACGUACGGGGCCCGAAGAUCAAUACGGUUGAGAAGUCGAGAUUGGAUUGGGCUGCGUAUGUGGACCAGGCUGGAAUCAAAGACGAACUUACGGUGCAUAGCAAAGCGAAGGAGGGAUACCUUGGUCGGAUGGACUUUUUGGAUCGUGUGGAUGCCAAGAAGGAAGAGGAGAGAAGGAACGUGAGGUUGAGGGGGCUAUAG
Messenger RNA from Aspergillus chevalieri, 1104 nucleotides. It is a transcript of the gene swc5, whose product is annotated as putative Swr1p complex component (Swc5). Bases 1 to 1104 code for a protein of 367 amino acids. NCBI's taxonomy places the organism in Eukaryota, Fungi, Ascomycota, Eurotiomycetes, Eurotiales, Aspergillaceae. The transcript is spliced from 2 exons. The record is from RefSeq and is a predicted model, not a curated record.